Penaeus vannamei (Pacific white shrimp) is the source of this 1362-nucleotide messenger RNA. Lineage: Eukaryota; Metazoa; Arthropoda; Malacostraca; Decapoda; Penaeidae. The record is from RefSeq and is a predicted model, not a curated record.
AGUCAGAUGCCUGGAGAGAAGCAGGUUUCUGCAGCAUCAGUAGUCACUGAGACUGCAGUUGAGCAUAGAAAUCCUUGGGAUUUAGCCAAAGAUAUUGAUAUUCCUUUACAAAAUAAAAUGAAUGACAAUGCAGGAGAGACUUGUUCCCCAUUUCAAAACACUAGCAAAUCCAGUGGCUCAGAACAAGAGGUCCCCACUACUGAGAUGUCUAAAGAAGAGGUUGCACAUCAUGAGACUAGUCAGCCAUACCCUGGCAUGAGCACUGAAUCUAUUUCAGAAAAAUGUAGCAAACAUUCGGAGACUGUCUCAGGGAAAGGGGAAAAGCCCUCCUUUAAAAGAAUAGGGCCAAAGAUGAAAUUGCCACAUUCCCUCUUUCAGAAGGCAAGCAUGGCUGAGGCUGAAUUAUCAGACUUUAUUGAAACGUCUGAAGAAUCUGAUGUUAAUGUUUUGACUCCUCAACCUUCAGGUCUACAGGUAAAAGAGGAUGAGACACCAAAAGGUGAGCCACAGGCAGCAUCUGUCUCAUUGAAAAGGAAAGUACCCACAUUUGGAAAAAUACGUGUCAAAUCAUCAAACCGUCUUGUAAGCUCAGAUGUUCAAGGGAUAAAUACAAGUCGUGUUACUAGUAAUUUGCAUAACCCCAAAAAUGCAAAAUUAAGUGCUGUAUUUAAUCCAGAAAUACAAAGGCAUCUUCCAAAGAGACCCGCCUUUUCCCCACCUGUACAUGAUAUCCAAAGCAUAGAAGAAAAGGAUAUAAAUAAAACCUGUACUGAACAUGGAGAAACGUUAUCAGAAUCUACAUGUACGAAUGAAGGAGGAAAUCAGCAGCUCAUAAAGAAACCUGUAUUAUGCGAAACAAGUCUGCAUGAGAAAAAUGUAAUUGCUAAAGAGGAUAACUUGAUAAACAAGGUUGAUGAUACCCAAACAGACAGAAGUACAGUAGUGACUGCAUCAGAAAAAGGAUACCACCAAGAAAGAAACAUUACAUACAGAAGUUCAAGCAUUUGAUAAAGAACUCAAGGAUGACUCAAACAAAGAUGCAUCAACAGCUUCCCAGGUCAUGGUUGCCAUCCAAGCACCUGCACUACGAAAGAAAGAUUCAGAAACAGAGAAAAAUACCAACCGAGAAAUUAAUGAUAUGAAUGAAAUGAUGAUGGAAGAGCCAGGUUGUAGUUUCACUGCUCCUCACACUAAGAAUGAGAAUAAAGCUUCUGGUGUCAAAGAGUCAGACAAGGAUAUAUGUCGAAGCAAAAUGACAGAGGAACAAUGGAACGAUUUGUUUAGUUCUGUGAUAAAUUUGAUAGAUCAGGAUACAUUAGACUCUGCAAUAAUAGUAAGUAGAUAAAAAAACAUCUGUAUCAG